AUGGAAAACUCAGACCAGGAGACUUUGGCUACGGUCACUUUAGCAACUCCGGCACUGUCGACAUCACCAGAUGUGAACGAGACCGAACGCCACCCCAAAAAAAAAAAGCUGUACAGGCAGCAUUUUGUGGCCCUCUUGGAACGAUGCGAAAUCAUACAACAGGACAACGAACGUCUAGUACACAGGAUACAUCAAGUGGCCAAACAGUUAAGACGGAUCCGAUUGGAGAGAAGGUUUAUUAUGGAUCGAUUGGACACGCACAAAGACAACUGGAGAGAAGCUGAAUUGAAAAUAGAUCUAGGAACUGAUUUGCCUUUACCUGAAGCAGUCAAUUUAAAAAAUCAGGGAACUGUAGAAACACCCAACGGGAAAAAGAAUUUGAACAUAAAAUCCACUGAAAAAAAGGAUCCUAAUUUGCCAAAAAGACCGGCAAAUCCAUUUUUUAGGUUUUGUCAAGAACAAAGGCCAAUUGUACUUGAUCAAAUCAUUUUGUCAGGUGAAGGGGAACCAACGAAACAAGAUCUUACAAAACGACUAGCAAUUACUUGGAAUACUAUGGAACAUAAUGAUAAAAAAGUUUAUUAUGAUAUGUACGAGAGAUCUAAGGAAAAAUAUGCUGCAGACAUGGAAGAAUACGCACUUAAUAAAUCUAUAAACACAGUACAAACAUCCAAUUUCUCAUCUUCACAAUAA
Macrosiphum euphorbiae (potato aphid) is the source of this 693-nucleotide messenger RNA. NCBI's taxonomy places the organism in Eukaryota, Metazoa, Arthropoda, Insecta, Hemiptera, Aphididae. The record is from the annotation of a GenBank genome assembly.